Messenger RNA from Penicillium chermesinum, 240 nucleotides. RefSeq lists its product as uncharacterized. The record is from RefSeq and is a predicted model, not a curated record. The transcript has 2 exons. Bases 1 to 240 code for a protein of 79 amino acids. Lineage: Eukaryota; Fungi; Ascomycota; Eurotiomycetes; Eurotiales; Aspergillaceae.
AUGCUUGUCUUCAAGAACAUGUUUAGCUUUGUCCUCACAUUCUACGCCUAUACUUGGUUUACGCACGGAGGCGUCAAGAGGACCAUGACCAUCGUCGGCAGCAUUCAAGUAGGAAUCUGCCUUGAGCAUUCCCAUAUGUCUUCGGGAAACGGAAUCGAUCAUUCUUCGACCGCCAUGAUAUUCUCGAGAAGCUCCGUCUACGUUAGCCUUGCGGUGUUUUUUCAAUAUCGCUCACGCUGA